This is a messenger RNA of Pocillopora damicornis (cauliflower coral), 619 nucleotides long. RefSeq lists its product as uncharacterized. NCBI's taxonomy places the organism in Eukaryota, Metazoa, Cnidaria, Anthozoa, Scleractinia, Pocilloporidae. The record is from RefSeq and is a predicted model, not a curated record.
CACGUUAUUCAAUUUUAUCAUAAUCACCCUGGUGGCCACUGUGAUCAUUAACGACGCUUCUUCAAAGUCCUGUCCUCUUUGGAUGAAGCUUAACAAGAGUCCAGUCUGCUUCGGGGCCCUAGACAAUCAGUAUGGCAAGUUUACCUACUCUUGGAACAUUUUCGUGAGCUCGUUCAUGGUCGUGCACCGAACAGGAUCGGUUACAUGUAACAAAAAGGGUUACAGCUACUGGGGUUGUGGAGCAAAUGCCUCAGGUCUUGGUGUUGUUAUAACAGAUCAUGCAAACAAAUUAUUGGCCCCUAUCUCUACCGAUAGUGGUGGAUGGUACAGUCUGGUAGGUUUCACCACUUCGUCUUCUGUCCUCGUGUUUUGUGCCUCCAAGAAGCCCCACUGUAUCUUCGCUAACACCGAGCUCCGCCUGUGGUACGGAGAAGAUUUACGUGGCUUUACAGAGGGCGAUAACGGCGGCAAAACUUGCGCAGAUGUAUAUGGUCUGUUGGCUUAAACUGUUCCCAGAAAUAAACCUCGAACAUUAAAUGAAUAGGUUAGUAGUUGUUAAAAAUGUUAUUUGUAUUAAGUAACUGGAAGUAAGGAAAUAAAAUUAUCCGAGGUGAGGAGA